UAAGUCAAUUAAAUUUCCUAAAACUAUGUACCGAUCAAACUGUAACACUUAAAAAAACAUGGAAGGAGUAAUUGUUACCAUACCUUCAAACCAAACACACAAUAACGAUAUUUUAAAACUAUGUACCGAUCAAACUUUAACACUUAAAAAACACGGAAGAAGUAAUUGUUACCAUACCUUCAAACCAAAAAAUACACUAACCAAACAACCCCUAAAAAUAAUUGUGGGCCAAAUUUUAAGAGACUACUCUUCUAUCUUCUGGAAUUUUUGCAUUAAAUAUUCAUUCACCUCGAGCUCACAAGUCCCAAGACGAAGCAAAUCCAAGUGGAUGACACAUGGGCGAACCGAAAACAUAGCAAAACAAACCUCAAAGAGAUGAUAAAAUCUACAAGUAAUGUCCGUCCAUGUGCAUACAAGCGCACAUACAGAGACUUUGAAACUCUCACACUCAACAAGAAUGAAUGUCCUUCCAUUUUCCCACACUUACAAUUUCGUUAUUCGCGCCAACCUGUAAUCUAAGCAAACCACCCAAAAUAUUCAUUUUAAUUAUUUCCUUCAAAAUAGAAAAUUAAAUUAACCAAAAAAAAAAAAAAAAUUGCAAAUGGUGGUGGGAGAAAGGUCACCUUCUUUGUUUUGCUUCAAAAUUUAAUUACCCUUCCAUCCCUUUCUUCUGCUAACCUCUUUUUAAAUAAUAUUAUUAGCAAUAUAAAUUACCCAUUAUAUUUCUAUUUUCAAAAUUUUACAUUUUUUUGGUUCAUUUUCAUACCUACAUUUCCUCUUCAAAUUAAUUUUUUUUUCUGGGUCAGAAAAAAGAUUCAUUCUUGCAUUCGAGGGAAGCUUUUGGAAGAUUUCUUAUUAAUUAAGGAAUGCCUGGAUCGGAUAUGAAUGAUGAUAUAGAGAAGAAUUCGAGCCACAAUGGGAGCUUAUAUAACUUCAAAAGAAGCCAUAAGAACCAACAUGCAUCACCAAUAAGUCCUCUGAGUCCUGGUUCUGCUAGUAUUGGUUCAAUUGAUCUAGCAAUUCUUAAUGUUGUUGACAACUCAAUAGAACAGUUGUAUCAAAAUAUCUGUGAUAUGGAGAGCUCUGAUGAAUCCCAAUCAACUCAUAGCGUGACAAGCUAUGGUAAUGAAUCGAGGAUUGAUUCUGAGCUUCGACAUCUUGUGGGAGCUGAUAAUGUUGUGGAUACUGAGGAGGAUAUAAAGGAGGUUGUUGUGGAAGAGCAACAUGAUAAAACACCACAAAGUGUGAAGAAGAAGAAGAAGCCGAAGAAGGCUAAUAAGGGAAGGAAAGUGGAGUGGAAGGAUAAUGAUGUUGAAAUAAUUAGUGAGAAGCCUCCUAGUGGCAAGAGGAAUGCCUCAAGAAGAUCGAUAUCAGGCUCUUCAGGUGAAGAUAAGUUUUUUAAGAAUCAUAAUGGAACUGGUCGAGGAGAUGUGGAGAAAGGAAUUGACAACCCGGAUUUAGGGCCAUAUUUACUGAAGAAAGCUCGGGAUAUAAAUACAUUGGGAGACAACCCGAAAAGGGCAUUUGAGUUUGCCCUUCGAGCAAAGAAAUCAUUUGAAAGUUGUGCUAGUUCUGAUAAGAGGCCGAGUUUGGAUUAUGUAAGUUGUUUGCAAAUGUUGGCUUCAAUGCAUUGUGCUGCAGGAAAACACAAGGAAGCCAUUCCUCUUCUAGAACAAUCCAUAGAAAUUCCUAACAUUGAGCUAGGCCAAAGCUAUGCCCUUGCUAAAUUUGUGGGGUGUAUGCAGUUGGGUGACGUUUAUGCAAUGAUGGGUCAAAUAGAGGAGGCAAUUAAUCUCUAUAAAGUUGGUUUAGAGAUUCAGAGAACUGUUCUUGGAGUUAAGGACCCCCGGUUUGGAGAGACUUGUCGGUAUGUGGCAGAGGCUUAUCUUCAAAUACUUGAAUUUGAUGAGGCCGGGAAGCUUUGUAAACUGGCUCUGGAUAUCCAUAAAGAAAAUGGCUGUCCCCCUUCAAUCAAAGAAGCUGCAGACAGAAGAUUGAUGGGCUUAAUUUGUGAUUCAAAGGGCGACUAUGAAGCUGCCCUAGAACAUUAUGUAUUAGCAAGCAUGGCUAUGCAUUGCAAUGGGCAGGAAUCAGAUGUUGCAGCUGUUGACUGUAACAUUGGAGAUGCAUAUUUAGCCUUGGCUCGAUAUGAUGAUGCAAUUUUCACUUACAAAAAAGCACUUAAUGCUUUCGCGUCUAGCAAAGGCAAGAGCCAUCCAACAGUUGCUUCAGUCUUUGUUCGUUUGGGAGAGCUUUACUGUAAGAUAGGGAAAUUCAGUGAGUCAGUAUCAUAUUGUGAAAGAGCCCUUGAGAUAUAUUCUAAGCCACCACCCAAGGGAACCGAUGUGGAGGAUAUUGCAAAUGGUUUGACGGAUCUUUCUGCUAUAUAUGAGUCAAUGAAUGAGCUUGAUAUGUCCAUUAAACUACUGAAAAAGGCACUAGAACUACACAGUGAUGAGGCAUCACAGAAGAGCAAGAUUGCAGGAAUUGAAGCUCAAAUGGGGGUGUUAAAUUAUAUGCUAGGGAAUUACUCCGAUUCAUAUAAUUUCCUUAAAAGUUCUGUUUUGAAGUUUGAGGAUUCAGGGGAAAAGAAGUCUUCCCUUUACGCGAUCACUUUGAAUCAACUAGGCCUUACCUGUGUACAGCUCAGUCUAAUUUCUGAGGCUGCUGAGCUCUUCGACAAAGCCAUGAGUAUUUUAGAGCAAGAAUAUGGAUUGUUUCACCCUGAUACUCUAGGGGUUUACAGUAAUCUUGCAGGCACUUAUGAUGCCCUUGGUAGAUGUGAUGAUGCAAUUGAGCUAUUAGAAUUCGUGGUGGUGAUGAGAGAAGAGAAGCUCGGAACAGCUGAUCCUAUUGUGGAUGAGGAAAAGCGGAGGUUGGCAGAAUUACUGAAAGAAGCAGGGAAAGCGAGAAGAAGAUAUUCUAGGUCACUAGAAACACUCCUAGACAAAGAUAUGCAGAGUGGUGUGAUAGGUACAAAAAAACAACUGUCUGGGAUGUAGACUUCUUGUCUACAUUCCAUUCUUUUUUCCAGCUCAAGAGAAUAUUUUGUUCUGCCCCAGUUGUAGAAUCUGUAUCCUCAGAGCAGCAAUGAACUUAAGUCCAAUGAAUAUUUUUAAAACUUGCUGCUUCUCAAGUCACGAGUGUAUAAUAGACAUGAAAUGCUAAACAGAAUUCAAAAUUUUUCUGUCACUUUGUUCCUCUCAUGUAUAGUAAUAUUUGUAUUAGAACUAACGGUGGAAAUGGAAUGUUUUUUUUUCUCGGGAGAAGGGGUUUGUAAAAUACUAAAUGUACAAGUAUAAAGGAAUGUAGAUAUGAAAAUGUAAAUAUUUUUUUUUGAUUUGUUUUCA
Molecule: messenger RNA, 3350 nt
Organism: Chenopodium quinoa (quinoa)
Lineage: Eukaryota; Viridiplantae; Streptophyta; Magnoliopsida; Caryophyllales; Amaranthaceae
Product: protein KINESIN LIGHT CHAIN-RELATED 2-like
Exons: 3
Coding region: 867-3002 (711 amino acids)
Molecular function (GO): protein binding
Source: RefSeq, a predicted model, not a curated record